ACCCACCUAACUGGGGCUAUGGUUAAGCUCCAGGAAUUUCUUGGAAGAAAAGAGCUGGACAAACACCUAGAUGCUGAUGAAGCAAUUGUUCUUGGCGCAGCCCUCCAUGCUGCAAAUUUAAGCGAUGGAAUCAAAUUGAAUCGUAAGCUAGGAAUGACAGAUGGUUCUUCGUAUGGAUUCGUUAUUGAAUUAGAUGGACCUGAUCUUUCAAAAAACGAUAGCAACAAGCAGUUACUUGUUCCACGGAUGAAGAAACUCCCCAGUAAGGAUGUUGUGUCUGGUUUGGCAGAAGCAUCUGAGAAGUAUUCAUCUCGCAAUUUAUCUGCACCUAUCAAAACAAACCUACACUUUUCACUUUGUAGAAGUGGAAUCAUUUCUUUAGAUCGAGCAAAUGCUGUUAUUGAAAUAUCAGAGUGGGUGAAAGUUCCUAGAAAGAAUAUAUCUGUAGAGAAUGCAACUAUUGCUUCAUCUAACAUAUCUGCUGAAGUUGGUGCCGAAAGGGCAUCAGAAGAAAAUAAAGAAGGCUUAAAUUCUGAUAGUGUAGUGAGCAGUGCAUCUAAUACUAACACUAACACUACUGUUGAAGAACCAAUCACAGUUGAUCUUGGUACAGAGAAAAGGCUGAAGAAAAAAACAUUUAGAGUGCCACUGAAGAUGGUGGAGAAAACAGCAGGACCUGGAAUGUCUCUAUCAAAAGAGUCUCUUGCUGAAGCCAAAGGUAAAUUGGAGCUUGACUCUGAAGAAUUUGAGAAAAUAUCUUCUGUAGAUGAACGCCAAUCCUUUAUGGAAAAGCUUGAUGAGAAUGGCUAUACACUGAUGGAGAAGAAGCUACAGCUAACGAGUUUCAAGAACACCUUGAUUCAUGAACAGCUAUAUAUUGGUGAUCCGAUAGUUUUCCGAUAUAAAGAACUAACUGAACGGCCAACAGCAGUAGAAUACUCCCAAAGAUACCUUGGUCAACUGCAGCAGAAAAAAAAACUGCAGCAGGUUAUUCAAGGCUGGGAGGAAAAUAAACCUUGGCUUCCAAAAGAAAGAAUUGAUGAGCUCUUGGGUGAUAAAGACAAGUUCAAAACUUGGUUGAAAGAGAAGGAGACUGAGCAGACGAAGACUUCCGCAUUCAGCACUCCAGCAUUCACAUCUGAAGAAGUAUGCAGGAAGCAUUUGGACUUGCAAGCUAAGGUUGACAGCAUUAAUAAAAUUCCAAAGCCAAAGCCUAAAGUUGAGAAGCCUGUAAAAAAUGAAACUGCCAGCAGUGGGGAGGACAUUAAAGAUUCCAACUCAACCUCUCAGAAUACAUCACAAGGUGACAAACCAGCUACUGAGUCAGAUGCCCCACCUGAUGACAAGGUUGAAGCAGAAGGCAAGAACCAUGACGAAUUACAGUCAAGUUGGUAUGAGUUGCAGGUUUCAUAACCUAAUUAUUGCCCUUUUUAAGUUGGAAAAACUUGCGCAGGCAAAAUGGUAGGAAAGAAGGGGAAAUGUAUUCCGCCUGAGGUUUUACUUAGAUGAAUGGGAAUAGUAUUAGCUUAACCAGGCUUUAAUUUGUCAUUAAUACUAACAUAGUUGAAGGGGCCUUUCUGGGUAAUCUAGUUUGUCCUGGAAAUUUUUCAGCAUUCUGAUGAGGAUUUUCGCUAUAUAAGAAACAUUUAUACUCAUA
Rubroshorea leprosula is the source of this 1657-nucleotide messenger RNA. NCBI's taxonomy places the organism in Eukaryota, Viridiplantae, Streptophyta, Magnoliopsida, Malvales, Dipterocarpaceae. The record is from the annotation of a GenBank genome assembly.